UGACAAUGAUUAUUUGAUCCUUAAGUAAACAAACCUACUCUGUAGUGAUAAACAUAGAUACUUACCAUAUGGUGAUGUUAAAUAAAAAACAUUGUCCAAGGCAAACCUGCUGGGCUGGAUAUUUGCUCCUCAGAUUUCACAUAACUUAUUAAAUAUAAUACAGAGGUAUUUGGCCUAUAUAGAUCCUUGGAAUAUAGUAUCAUGGAUAAAAAUAUUUGUAGAUUAUGUUGCGAGAAUAGAGCCGAAACUAACAUAUUUGAAAGUAAACAAGGAGAAAUUAGCGUAAGUUCAAAAAUAAUGUAUUGCUGUUCAGGUCUUCAAAUAAAAUCGGAUGAUGGUUUGCCGUCUAAAAUAUGUGAAUUUUGCAAGAAAGAGCUCGAUGCUUGUUACUAUUUCGUUUUAAAAUGUGAAGCAGCAGAUAAGAGAUUACGAUUGAAAAUUGCAGAAAAACCAAAAUUUGACGCGACUAAGACCGAAAUCAAAUUGGAAGCCGACGAUGACGAUAAUCAUUGGGACGAAGAGACAUUCGCGCUUAGACUGUGCGAUGUUGAUAUUAAGUCAGAAUUUACAGAACAGAAAGCUGAGGUACGAAAGAAAAGACGUUAUACCAAACGUACUAAAUAUAAAAGGCAUCAAGAUGGUAGCUGUAAAUGCCCAGUUUGUGGUAGAGUUUGCAUAAACCCGUCCACUCUGACAAUCCACAUGCGAGUACACAGUAGCGAAAAAUCCUUCUCAUGUACAGUAUGCAAUAGUAAAUAUAAAGAUGCAGGCAAUCUCAAACGGCAUAUGAACAGAAAACAUGAUCCGAUGAGGCAAAGACAGUUUGUGUGUGAAAAUUGUGGUAAAGCAUUCUAUUCUAAAAGAGAUGUUGAAAUCCAUAUGAGGACGCACACCGGGGAGACACCUUACACUUGUAAUGCAUGUGGAAAGAGUUUUACACAGGCAACUUCAUUGUUUCGCCAUAGAUUAAGACAUGAGAGUGAAAAGACUUAUUCAUGUACUAUAUGUAACAAACUUUUCCGAACCAAAGACGGAUUGAGGAACCACGCAUUAGUACAUACAUCAGAAAAGAAGUUUUCGUGUCCUAUUUGUAAUAUGUCUUUUAAAUAUAAGAACAAUGUACACAAACACAUAAAAAAUCAUUCUGAGCCUAAGCGUUUUGUUUGCAACUACUGUGGGAGAUCAUUCAGUAUGAAAGGUGGCUUGAAGAGUCACAUAGACAGACAGCAUUCUGAGAAAUCAGGUUAUUGUAAUGUAUGUUCAAAACAUGUACCAAACUUAGAAGUUCAUAGUUGGAAGCACACAGGGCAACGGCCAUUNAAGAACAAUGUACACAAACACAUAAAAAAUCAUUCUGAGCCUAAGCGUUUUGUUUGCAACUACUGUGGGAGAUCAUUCAGUAUGAAAGGUGGCUUGAAGAGUCACAUAGACAGACAGCAUUCUGAGAAAUCAGGUUAUUGUAAUGUAUGUUCAAAACAUGUACCAAACUUAGAAGUUCAUAGUUGGAAGCACACAGGGCAACGGCCAUUAAAAUGUGAACUGUGUUCAAGUAGCUUUUCACAGCUUAAAGCUUUGACACAUCAUGUUAACUUCAAACAUAAGCAAACCUCAAAACACAAAUGCCUUGUUGCCGGCUGUGAAAUGGCAUUUCCAUCUAAACCAAUGCUAGAUUACCACACUGCCAAAGUACACAGUACAGACAUUCCAUUUCCUUGUGACCGAUGCUCUAGGGGUUUCUACAGGAAGAAUGACCUAUCUCGGCAUAUGAUUGGAACCCAUAAGGAAAAGUUACUGUGAUUUUUGUGAAAUUGUGUUUUCAUGGACUUUGAUAGUCAAUAAAUAUAGUGCCAUAUAUUAUAGAUUUUAUUUUAUUCGA
This is a messenger RNA of Bombyx mandarina (wild silkworm), 1876 nucleotides long. RefSeq lists its product as uncharacterized. The record is from RefSeq and is a predicted model, not a curated record. Lineage: Eukaryota; Metazoa; Arthropoda; Insecta; Lepidoptera; Bombycidae. Gene Ontology annotation, cellular component: nucleus. Gene Ontology annotation, molecular function: zinc ion binding. Gene Ontology annotation, biological process: regulation of gene expression.